Molecule: messenger RNA, 2093 nt
Organism: Pipra filicauda (Wire-tailed manakin)
Lineage: Eukaryota; Metazoa; Chordata; Aves; Passeriformes; Pipridae
Gene: TADA3
Product: transcriptional adaptor 3
Exons: 8
Coding region: 350-1648 (432 amino acids)
Biological process (GO): regulation of transcription by RNA polymerase II
Cellular component (GO): SAGA complex
Molecular function (GO): transcription coactivator activity
Source: RefSeq, a predicted model, not a curated record
CCGGAAGGGGCGCGCGGCCCAGGCCCGGGGCCCCCCCCUCCGCGUCCCCGCCGCGCCCCGUGAGCCCACCCCGGGAUCUCACCCCGGGAUCCCGCCCCGUGAACCCACCCCGGGAUCUCACUCCGGGAUCCCGCCCCGUGAGCCCACCCCGUGAUCCCGCCCCGGGUCCCCGCAGCGCCCCAGUGAUUCCUCCAGGUUCCCCCCGGUGAUCCUGCGCCCGGAUCCCUCACAGCCCCGAUGCUCCCCGGCCCCCCGUAGCCCCCCGAUCCGCCCCCCUCUCCCCCGGGUUCCCCUGUCCCCAGCGCCGCUCGGUGCCCCCGGAGCCCCCCGGUGCCCGGUGUCCGCCGCCAUGAGCGAGCUGAAGGACUGCCCGCUGCAGUUCCACGACUUCAAGUCGGUGGACCACGUGAAGGUGUGCCCCCGGUACACGGCCGUGCAGGCCCGCUCGGAAGAUGACGGCAUCGGCAUCGAGGAGCUGGACACACUGCAGCUGGAGCUGGAGACGCUACUCUCCUCCGCCAGCCGCCGCCUCCGCGUCCUGGAGGCCGAGACACAGAUCCUGACAGACUGGCAGGAUAAGAAAGGCGACCGGCGGUUCCUGAAGCUGAGCAAGGACCACGAUGUGGGCACAUCUGUCAAACAUGGGAAGCCCAAGAAGCAGAAGCUGGAGGGCAAAGGGGGCCAUGGGACUGGGCCUGGCCCUGGCCGGCCCAAGUCCAAGAACUUGCAGCCCAAGAUCCAGGAGUAUGAGUUCCAGGAUGAUCCCAUUGAAGUGCCCCGCAUUCCCAAAAAUGAUGCUCCAAACAGGUUCUGGGCAUCAGUGGAGCCGUACUGUGCCGAUCUCACUAAUGAGGAGGUCAGAGUCCUGGAGGAGCUGCUCAAGCCGCCAGAGGAUGAGGCUGAGCAUUACAAGAUCCCGCCACUGGGGAAGCAUUAUUCCCAGCGCUGGGCACAGGAGGACCUGCUGGAGGAGCAGAAGGAUGGAGCCCGGGCAGCAGCUGCUGCCGACAAGAAGAAAGGUGUCCUGGGGCCACUGACUGAGCUGGACACCAAAGACGUCGAUGCCCUCCUGAAGAAGUCGGAGGCCCAGCAUGAGCAGCCAGAGGAUGGGUGUCCCUUCGGUCCCCUGACGCAGCGUCUCCUGCAGGCCCUUGUGGAGGAAAACAUCAUCUCCCCCGUGGAGGACUCCCCCAUCCCCGAGAUUGCCGGCAAGGACUCAGGAGCUGACGGUGCCGGCACAUCUCCCCGCAGCCAGAACAAGCCCUUCAGCGUCCCCCACACCAAGUCCCUGGAGGGUCGGAUCAAAGAGGAGCUGGUGGCCCAGGGCCUGCUGGAGUCAGAGGACCGCCCGGCCGAGGACUCGGAGGAUGAGGUGCUGGCAGAGCUGCGCAAGAGGCAGGCGGAGCUCAAGGCCCUCAGCGCUCACAACCGCACCAAGAAGCACGAGCUGCUGCGGCUGGCCAAGGAGGAGCUGCACCGGCAGGAGCUGCGGCAGCGUGUCCGCAUGGCCGACAACGAGGUGAUGGAUGCCUUCCGCAAGAUCAUGGCUGCCCGGCAGAAGAAGCGCACGCCCACCAAGAAGGAGAAGGACCAGGCCUGGAAGACCCUGAAGGAGCGGGAGAGCAUCCUCAAGCUGCUGGAUGGGUAGAGGGGGCCGAGGACCCCCCUCUCUGUGUGGACUUCACCUGCAGGGUGCUGCCCUGCCUGUACUCUGCCUGUACCCUGCCAGUGCAGGAUGGAGUGGGCACAGCCUCCUGCAUGCCCUGGGCCUGCUCGGCCUCCCCGCCUGGGUGACAGAGCCUACCUGCUGUCCCGUCCCUGCGUGGGGCUUUCACUGAUUCAGGCUUGGGACCCCGUGGAGUUGUGGAGAUCUCUCCUGUGGACAGCCUCCCCCAGCUGGUGGCUUCUGCUCCCAUGUCACCCCGUACUCCCCCUGUUACUCAGGUGACAUCAGCCAGGUCACUGCAGGGGCCAGAUGUGGUGGCUCCUGUGGUGUGGUUCCCACAGUCCCUUGUCCUUCUGUGACCAGGGGUGGGGAGAUCCCAACACCCACAGGGGAGCUGGAGGAUGUGGGGAGGGGAAGGGGCUGGAGG